AUGUUCAAACUUUCCAGCCUUGUUCAAAAGGCUCAAUCUUUCAUUGAUCCAACUCAAGCGCUUAAUAUCUCACCUUGUGACUGGAAUCCUGCCAAGGCUAGCCUAUUCCGUCAUCAAUUCCGCCUCCCAGAUUCUCAAACGCCCCUCCAGGAGAUUGCAGCGGAGCUCACUAUUUCUCCUCCAGUUGUAUAUAAACCUAACGCUACACAAGGUGAAAAGGAUCGAGAUCGAAAUAGGGGUUAUCGGUACUCUGGGAGGCUGCACCUAAGUGAGGGAUAUCUUUGUUUUUCCACACAAUCAACUAGCUUCCUUCAGACUGCAAGUACAAGCAACUCCUCUAGCUUUACUGGACAGACAUACGGUGCUGGGCCCAGUGGAAAUGGGUUUACUCUGCCACUUUGCGCUAUCAGGCGUGUGGAGCGUUUGCAUAGUCAGAACUAUCAUUUUGCACUAGCUAUAACUACGUGGAAUGGUAUUAAUAAACCAAAUGCAAAUGAUACUUCAAAGACGCCAAUCACCCAACAGAAGAUGACCAUCCAGCUCAUGGGAACUCGUCAGGCUUGUGAACGAUUUUGUGAUGGUUUGAAAAAGGGCCUUAAGUCAGGCGUCAGUGAUGUGAGUAAGUUGAAACAAGUUGUAUCAGAGUGCUAUUCAGAAUAUCUUCUUCAAAAUGACGGCAAGAAAUCUGGUGAUCCCCCAGAUGCAGGACUCGGGAUGUCGUUUCGGUAUCCAGGCGACCCAAGGAAACUACGAGACCGGAGUAAAAUGCGACUGUGGCGAGAAUAUUUGCGGGAAAAUGGCCGGAAUUUCACAUCUGUCCGACAGCCCACGUUCCAUAAACUGAUCCGUGUUGGAUUGCCAGACCGACUUCGAGGAGAAAUAUGGGAGUUAACUUCAGGAUCUUUGUAUCUAAGACUAGAAAAGCCAACGCUGUUCCAUGAUACUUUAGAUAAGUUUCAGGGACAAGAUUCUCUAGCAAUCGAUGAGAUUGAAAAAGACUUAAACAGAAGUCUACCAGAAUAUGCUGGGUUUCAAAGCAACGAAGGAAUUGGGCGCUUAAGAAGGGUACUUACGGCCUACAGCUGGAUUAACGAGGAAGUUGGCUACUGUCAAGCCAUGAACAUUGUAGUUGCGGCACUACUCAUAUACAUGUCUGAGACCCAAGCUUUUUAUUUACUAUCGACCCUCUGCGAUAGACUCCUUCCCGGAUAUUACUCCAAAACAAUGUAUGGAACGCUACUAGACCAACGGGUUUUUGAGUCGCUUGUGGAAAAGACAAUGCCUGUGUUGUGGGAUCAUCUAGUCAAGUCAGAUGUACAACUUUCGGUUGUCUCGCUCCCAUGGUUCCUGUCUUUAUACAUAAACUCCAUGCCUCUAGUAUUUGCGUUUCGUGUUUUGGAUGUCUUUUUCUUAGAAGGCUCAAAGGUCCUAUUUCAAGUAGGGCUAGCCAUCCUGAGGAUUAAUGGAGAAGAUCUACUUGAUGCAACAGACGACGGAGCAUUUAUAUCUGUUUUAAAAUUAUAUUUUUCCCGGUUAGACGAAUCAGCUCAUCCAAAAUCAGAUAAUGAGAAACUUCGUGCCGUAACUCGCUUCCAAGAACUGAUGGUUGUUGCUUUCAAAGAAUUCUCUGGAAUUACGCAAGGCACGAUUUCAGAACAAAGAGUAAAGCACAAAGAUUCAGUCUUGAAUAACAUUGAAAGCUUUGCUAAACGAACUUCAAUACGAAAUCUCGGACCGGAUAGCAAGAAGCUAAGUAUUGAUGAGCUGGGUGCCCUAUACGAUAAGUUCUAUGCAAUUUUAUACGAGCGUCAGCAGAGAAGCCAAAUGAUUCAGGGCGAGAUAGAAAGGCAAAAAAAGGCUAGCACUUCAAUGACGCCAGAAGUUGUCAAUGGACUAAGAAUGACUCAUAACAUUGAAAAGGGAAGAGUUGGGCUUGGUCCAAGUCCAACGCUUAUGGAUUACGAUGGAUUUCGAGAAUUUCUUACAGUUAUAACAAAAUGGGCUAUAACUGACUCGCCGACACCUCCAUCAAAAGAUAUGUCGAUUGAAAGAAACUACUUUGGUAACAAUACUAGGCGGAAAGAUAAAUUUCUAUCCCCACAGGGAUUUAAUAACCCGGAACCUGCUGAUCAUGAGUUUAUGAGUCGUAUUUUUAAACGCUGGGAUGUCAAUGCAAAUUCAGCCUUGACUUUGCAAAAUGUCGUGACUGGACUGGCACACAUCAAAGGGAAUAACGAUAUCAUGGGUAGUAUCACUUAUUUUUUCGAGCUCUACGAUGACGAUGGCGACGGUAAAGUCGACAGAGAGGGUAUUCUACGUAUAUCGGAAGCUUUACUCUUCUUAUCACGUAGGGGUUUAGGAGAAUCUUUUACACCCGCUCGACCUCAUAUGAACUUUGGCGAAAUAGAGAGCUCAACUCAGCAAGAAACUCAAGGAAACAUAAAUGAGCGUUUCUUAAGUAGCGUCAGUGCCUUUAUCAGGCGAUGUUUCGAGUACGCCGAUCCCGAUCACCCUCAAAAUAUCGGACAGAAUUCAGAGACGCAGUGUCUUAUUGAUGAAAAGAGUUUUAUAGUUGCAAAUGACAGUGACAAAGAAGAAGACUUGCUUGAUCUAGGACUUGAUACCUCAUCUAGAGUAACGACUCCCACAGAUUCUCCACUCUCUAACUUCCCCAUGUCUGAAAAGCCUUCCAGCGCAGCAACCAACCGGAAAGCCUCUGUGGCUGCCAAUGCAGCCCUCGAUCCAGCCAAGCCACUUCACAUAACACUUCCAACUUUUCGUAUGGUCGUCCUAGCCGAUGAACUUCUAGAACAAUUUUUUGAAUACUCAUUCCCCGCUUCAUUCCGUAUCUCUGACAAGUUGAGCAGUAUUAGCGGAGCAAUUUCAUCCUCGCCCCUCACUACUUUUUCUAACAUUCGCUUCAGUCGGAGCUCUUCUGGCGCAAGCCUAGGUGGGCCUAACCCGGCUAACCAAAUACCACCAGUUAAAGGUCUUCGUGGUGUGUUAGACAAUAUAGUUACGGAUGGCAUGAGAGUUGCUUCUGAAGUGCGCUUGCGUAUGGAUGAGGCACAGCAGGAAAUAGGAGAUGGUGCUUACACUGGUUCGAAAGUUGGAGAAGAGGAUGAGGAUGAGGAUGAUGAGGAUGAUGAAAGGUACGACGGGCUCUUACGGUCGACAGAAGUCUACAGCAAGUCACAACGUCGGGGUGUCAGGAAUGAAGAUAGAGACCUGCUAGAAGGCGCAGAUGCGGAAGCCGGUAGUCCCAAAGGCUAUGAUAUGGCAAGUAUUUUGCAGGAGCCGAAUGCCCGACCUACUUCCUCCGACGGAUUGACAGCAAGGGAUUCGGGUCCGAGCUCAACCAUGUAUAAUGUAGUAGAAUUUGAGCGGUCAUGA
Messenger RNA from Blumeria graminis f. sp. triticale, 3393 nucleotides. The record is from the annotation of a GenBank genome assembly. Lineage: Eukaryota; Fungi; Ascomycota; Leotiomycetes; Helotiales; Erysiphaceae.